Messenger RNA from Helianthus annuus (common sunflower), 1359 nucleotides. Its product is annotated as probable carboxylesterase 12. NCBI's taxonomy places the organism in Eukaryota, Viridiplantae, Streptophyta, Magnoliopsida, Asterales, Asteraceae. Gene Ontology annotation, molecular function: hydrolase activity. The record is from RefSeq and is a predicted model, not a curated record. The coding region runs from base 98 to 1138 and encodes 346 amino acids. The transcript has a single exon.
ACAAAACCUCCACAUACCAAUAUCGUAGAAACACUAUAUAAAUGGACCAAACAUUUCAUGAACCAAAUUAAUUCUAUCUUAUUAGUCCCCUCAAACUAUGAUGUGCUACAGAAUGUUUAUGGCUAUGUGGAUGGCUAUGUGCUUGGUACCUAUUGCCACCGUAUCACCGAAUUCAGUGCUGAUUAGAUCCCUAUCACCGGAUGAUAUUGUCGUAUACAUUCCAAACCACAUCAUAGUAUACCGUGAUGGCCGAUAUGAAAAACUCAUCGAUUGUGAUACCACUCCCGCGGGGAUUGAUCCUUCUUCCGGAGUUCAAUCUAAAGACGUGGUUAUCUUACCCGACGCUCCUCUCUCCGCCAGGCUUUACAUUCCCAAACCCCAAAACCGCCUAGUCAAAAAGCUACCCCUUUUAUUCUACUACCACGGCGGCGGUUUCAUAUGUGGAACUGCCGCUGAACCAAACACGCAUAACUUUUUAAAUCUCAUCGCGGCGGAAUCCAACGCCAUAAUAGUUUCUGUAGACUACCGAACUGCGCCGGAUAAUCACAUCCCCACAGCCUACGACGAUUCAUGGGAAGCAAUCAAGUGGGCCGCGCAACACGUUGACGGGAAUGGACCGGAGUCAUGGCUUAACGAAUACGCCGAUCUCGGACACGUGUUCUUCGCGGGCGUAAGCUCAGGCGCCAAUAUUGCCCACCAAAUGGCAAUCCGGGUCGGGUCAGAAAACCUGGGUGGGAGCAUAAACCUUGAGGGAAUCAUCCUGCUCCACCCAUUUUUUUGGGGAACAACAUCCGUCGGGUCGGAAGAUCCGAACUCCGAGUAUAUUGAGUAUGUUGAAAUGAUAUGGACAUUUGCCUUCCCCGAAACAAGUGGGCUAGAUGACCCGUUUCUUAACCCGGCUAUGGAUCCGAAACUCUCGAAUCUGGGAGGCUCCAAAGUACUUGUUUAUGUUGCCGAACUUGAUGAUUUACGAAACCGGGGGUGGUAUUACAAGUACAUUUUGGAUCAAAGUGGGUGGAAGGGGAAGAUAAACGUUAUUGAGGACAAAGGGGUGGGGCAUGCGUACUUCUUAUCCGACCCUUCUCUUGAAAGUACUCAGGCAAUGCGCACCAACAUUUCUACCUUCAUCAACACUUAAGCAGCCUAAUUGGUUUCAAUACUCACAUAUAUAAUCUACAGUUGAUCUAGUUUCAUGAAUAAAGCUGGACCAAUCAUUCUACGUUUGUCUGUAUGCUUUUGUUUUAUUCAUAGAUAUAAUCUAUAGUUAAUCUUUCAUGAGUAAAGCUGGACCAAUAUUUCUAGAUAUUAUCAUGAAUUCAUUGGGCCUAUUAUUUACACCAUGGGGCCAUCAUCAUUUAA